CUCCAUCCAGGUCGCUUCCUCCGAAGUGUCCAUUCGCUACUUAGCAUUAGCCUCUAAUGCCUUGCGCCAACUCAUUGUAAUGUCAACAUUUUCACUUCCUAGAAAGACACAAGCUGUAAAUAAUCUUCAUGCCGGCGACAUCAUCGCAUCUACACAGCAAAAACCAAACAGCCAAGCACGUGUCUUUUAUAUCUCGUGGCCAAAAGGCCUCGGGAUCAGUUGAGUACGGUCCGACAAAGGGGUAGCCGGACAGGUAAACUGAUCCCGAGUCAGUCACUAAAGCAUGUAUCAGAUCAGCCGCCGCACGGGAAGCUUCCCACGAGGCCCGCGGCUGUUAUUUUAUCACGCCGGCCACAAAUUUGGCGGCUGUGUGCGACUUCAUCAGUCGACUAACUGGUCCGGUCGGUGUGUGUUUGUCUGUUUGUGUGCAUGUGUGUGUGUGUGGAUGGUUCCAGGGUUGAAUGCUCAGCCAAGAACACACUUGCACUUGAAUCGCACCGCAUGAGGAUGGCAUGGGUCGGAGAAUAAUAGUCAAUAAUAGAAUGUAUUGACAUAUGACUUUUUCCGUUGUGAUUAACUCGGACAAGCCUUACUCGGCAGCACUGCAGUAAAUAAAUGCAUUGCGGGCAUCCGGAGGGAGACAAACGCCAUCUGAAGCUGACAAAUGGCCAUACAGGAGUGCCCCCUGUCGGCCUUGCUCCUGACCUCUGUAAUGGCGGCAAUUCUGGGCUCCCUGCAGGUGGGCUACCACACGGGGAACAUCAACGCCCCUGCCAAAAUCAUUGAGGAGUUCUUCAACCAGACUUGGAGGGACAGGUAUAAUGAAACGAUGUCAGAGCAGAGCCUCACUCUGCUGUGGUCCCUCUCUGUCAGCAUCAAGGACUUUGGAGCCCUACUGGGCUGUCUGGGAGUCAAAUACGUGGCGGACUCUUUUGGACGGCGUAACUCCAUCCUGAUCGUCAACUGCCUGUCGGUGGUGGGGACGGGCCUGAUGGUGGUGUCCAAAGUCAGCGAGUCGUUUGAGACUCUGAUCCUGGGCAGGCUCCUGUUCGGUCUCUUCUGCGGCCUGGUGAUGAGCCUCAAUCCGCUUUACAUCCAGGAGGUGUCGCCCACCGUACUGAGGGGCGCCUUCGCCACCCUCAACCAGGUGGCCUACGCCUCGGGAAUCCUGCUGGGGAUGGUGUCCGGACUGGAGACCUUACUGGGCACGGAGGAACUUUGGUCCAUAAUGCUAUCCUUGUCCCUGAUCCCGGCGCUGGCGCAGUACCUCAUCCUGCCUUUCUGCCCCGAGAGCCCCCGAUACCUGCUCAUCAACAAGGGGCAGGAGGCCAAGGCUGACGCCGCCCUGCUCCGACUGCGAGGAAGUCCCGGUGGGGUGUUGGCCGAGCUGGAGGAGAUGAGAGGCGAGGCGGGCCGCACUCAGGCGUCCGUCGGCGUCCUGGAGUUUUUCCAGAAGCGAAGCUACAGGCAGCCAAUCAUCAUCGUCCUCUGCGUCAACAUGGGCAGCCAGCUGUCCGGAUUCAACGCGAUCAUCAAUUAUUCCACCAGAAUGUUCCAGGCUAACUUUGAAGAGGCCAAAUACCUGACUUUGGGCGUGGGGGGCGCCAACGUGGUCUUCACUUUGGUGGCCUUCUUCCUGAUGGAAAAGGCCGGAAGGAGGCCACUGCUCCUGAUCGGGUUUGUCUUCAUCGCCGUGUCCAACCUCUUAUUGACCGUCGUGGAUUUGGUGGUGUCCACGGUGCCCGAGUUGGCAAGCUUGCAGGUCCUGCUGGUGUUCUGCCUGGUCUCGGCGUACGAGUUCGGGCCGGGCCCCAUCUCCUGGUUCAUCGCGGGCGAGCUAUUCGACCAGCCCGGCAGGUCCAUCGCCAUGGCCUACGCCAGCAUCCUCAACUGGGGAGGGAAGUUCCUCCUGGCGCUGCUCUUUCCUCCCAUACUGAAAGUCAUCGGCGGCUACUCUUACCUCCUCUUCAUGGUCAUGGCUCUGAUGGGCUUCACCUUUACCUGGUUUCGAGUUCCCGAGACCAAGGGUCGCACGUUCGACGAGAUCGCGGAGGAGUUCCGGGGGUCGGAAAACCUCCCGUUGCAGAAUAAGAAGGGAUUCAACACCUUCCCUUGAACGGACCUUGGGCGUACGGCUCUGUAGGGUUAGAAAAGGGGGCGGCCCACCACCAGUGACCCCAACCAUUCCAAAAUGUCACCCCACUCCACUGGACGUACAAGAAGCCAGGAGGUGCACCGAGGAACUUAGUACCUAAAGACUCAAAAACUGUUAACUGGAACUUUCAUUCCCUUUUUCUUAAUAGCAUUGACACAGCGCCACCCAGUGGGUGCAAGUAAGCAUUUUAAAACACCAUGCAAGAUUCAUUUGGAACUUUUGAAAUCUUUUUGGAGCGGGACAAGAGCUUGGUUUGUCCCAAAAUAAAUUCAUUUGGAAGCGUAAGCAAAAAUAUAAUCAUGACAAUCACAGAGUAACCGCGAAGUGACUUGAUGAACGGGAGAUGAUGAGAAGAAGUUAACAAAAAUGAACAUGACGCCACACAAGGGAAAGUGACGCAACCAAAUAAAGCAGCACACACUUG
Phyllopteryx taeniolatus (common seadragon) is the source of this 2579-nucleotide messenger RNA. It is a transcript of the gene slc2a1c, whose product is annotated as solute carrier family 2, facilitated glucose transporter member 1. Gene Ontology annotation, molecular function: hexose transmembrane transporter activity. The coding region runs from base 665 to 2116 and encodes 483 amino acids. The record is from RefSeq and is a predicted model, not a curated record. Gene Ontology annotation, cellular component: membrane. The transcript is spliced from 11 exons. Lineage: Eukaryota; Metazoa; Chordata; Actinopteri; Syngnathiformes; Syngnathidae. Gene Ontology annotation, biological process: monosaccharide transmembrane transport.